This is a messenger RNA of Heterostelium album PN500, 2166 nucleotides long. RefSeq names its product ABC transporter-related protein (gene abcF1). The coding region runs from base 1 to 2166 and encodes 721 amino acids. The record is from RefSeq and is a predicted model, not a curated record. The transcript has 2 exons. Gene Ontology annotation, molecular function: ATP hydrolysis activity; ATP binding. Lineage: Eukaryota; Evosea; Eumycetozoa; Acytosteliales; Acytosteliaceae.
AUGGCUGUUUCAACACAAAUUAAAGAAGUUGUAAAAUCAACAUUGGGAUCAAAGGCAUCGGAAUUGGAUGACACCAUUGUCGACUACAUUUGUGGUGUGUUUGAAGAUGAAGCAGUCACCAACGAUAUGGACGAGUUGAUUGAGAUUCUGUCGCCAUUCUUGGAGGAUGUCGCCGUCGAUCAAGAGGUCAACUCGUUGUGCAAGUCGCUCGUCGAGAAGAUGGUGGUGGCCGGUGUCGUCAAGGUCGGCAAGAAGUCGACACUCCAGCAACUCACUCAGCCCGUAUCGCUACAGAAGCUGGACGACCGUGUCGACGCCGCCGUCGCCUGGAUGAAGCCAGAGGAGAAUAUAUCGAUUGUCAAUCGUGAGCAGCUCGAAGCGAACGAGCGUCGUUAUAACGCGCGUAAAGAGGCGCGUCUCGCGCGUGAGGAGCGAAAGGUGCUCCGUCAGAACGCUGCACUCGCCGCCAUCCAGCAGAUGAAAGCACAGCAAACAAUGCUCAUGUCGACGGUGCGUGGCACCAACUUGUCGCGUGACAUUCACGUCGAGAACUUCUCGCUCAACUACGGUAAGAUGGAUUUGCUGAUAAACUCUGAUCUCCACUUGAAUUUCGGCAGAAAGUACGGUCUGAUAGGAAGAAACGGUACCGGUAAAACAACGUUGUUGCGUCAUAUUGCAUCGCGUGAGAUUGAGAUCACCAACAGCUUGUCGAUUUUGCACGUCGAGCAGGAAGUACACGGAAGCGACACCACCGUUCUCGACUGUGUGCUCGAGGCGGACGUCGAGCGUGACCGUCUUCUCAAGGAGGAAGCGCGUCUCAAUGCUAUGCCAGAGAACGAGCGUAACAAUCUCUCGUCGAAACUCACCGAUAUCUACGAGAAGCUCAACCAGAUCGACGCGCACACCGCCGAGUCGCGUGCCGCCUCCAUCUUGGCCGGUCUCGGAUUCACCGACGAAAUGCAGGCGCAGCCAACCAAGCAGUUCUCUGGUGGUUGGCGUAUGAGAAUCUCGCUGGCACGUGCACUCUUCAUACAGCCCGACGUGCUGAUGCUCGACGAGCCCACCAAUCAUUUGGACUUGUUUGCCUGUCUCUGGCUGGAGAGUUACCUCAUCAAUUGGACACGUACUCUGGUGAUUGUUUCUCAUCAGCGUGAGUUCUUGAACGCCGUUUGCACCGAUAUCAUUCAUCUCAACAAUCGUAAGCUCGACUACUACAAGGGUAACUACGCCACCUUUGAAUCGACGCGUCACGAUCGUCUCAAGUCACAGCAACGUGCAUUUGACGCGCAACAACAACAGCGUAAACACAUCCAGACAUUCAUCGAUCGUUUCCGUUAUAAUGCCAAGCGUGCCAAGAUGGCGCAAUCGCGUAUCAAACAGCUCGAGCGUAUGGACUUGAUCUCAGAGGUGAUGGACGACCCAACGAUCACCCUGCAAUUCCUCGAGCCUGAACCAAUCACCCCGCCCAUUCUCCAGUUCCAAGACGUCUCUUUCGGUUACAGUCCCGACAAGCUGCUAUUUAAGAAUCUCAACUUGGGUAUCGAUAUGGACAGUCGUGUAGCGUUGGUCGGUGCCAACGGUGUCGGUAAGACCACCCUGCUGCGUCUGCUGUGUGGCGAGCUGAACGAAACCUCAGGUCUCGUUGUCCGCCACGGAAAGCUGAGAUUCGCGCGUUUCUCACAGCAUUUCGUCGACCAGCUCGACUUGUCCAAGUCGCCACUCGACAAUUUCCUCACAACCUAUCCCGGUACCAAUCCACAAACCGCUCGUUCCCAUCUCGGUAAGUUUGGUCUGAGCGGAGAUCUCGCACUGCGUACCGUCAACACACUUUCCGGAGGUCAAAAGUCGCGUGUUGUCCUCUCGCAGAUCGCAUACACCAAGCCACACGUCCUCUUACUGGACGAGCCAUCGAAUCAUUUGGAUAUCGACACUGUCGACGCCCUCUGUCAGGCACUCAACGAAUUCCAAGGUGGAAUUCUCAUGGUCAGUCACGACGAACGUUUAAUCUCUUUGGUUUGUGAUGAAAUCUGGUACUUUGACGGUGAAGACAAUGAAGCAAAGGAAGUAAAGGUUUUCGAUGGUGAUUGGAGUGAUUACAAGAAACAAAUUACCAGUAAAAAGAUAGGAAAACAAGAUAAAAGAUUAAUUGAUGGAUUUGGAGGUUGA